AUGGCUAUAGUUUUAAGCUCUCCAUCCAUUCUAUAUGUCUCCACCAUUCUCAUUGCUCUUUUCUUCUCUACAUCUUCUCAAACUUGUUCAAAUCACACUUUCACAUCCAAAAGAUCCUUCACUUCCUGCAAAGACCUUCCAUAUCUCAAUGCUCAUCUUCACUGGACUUACUUCAAGUCCACAAAUCAAUCAAAGAUCGCAUUCCGGGCCCCACACACUCCAAAGGGGUGGAUUGCAUGGGCAAUUAAUCCAUACAGAAGAAGCAUGGUUGGAUCACAAGCACUCAUAGCUUUUAAGAAUAGUAAAGGCAUGAUGUCAGCAUACACAACAACAAUCACAGGGUACAACCCAUCAAUGCAGCCUAAAAAACUCUCCUUCCAUGUUUCAAAGCUUUCAGUCGAGUAUGCAAACAAUGAGAUAACCAUUUUUGCGGUUGUGGGUCCACUUGCAAAUGGGCCGGUUGUUAACCAAGUGUGGCAAGUUGGGAGCUUGGAUCAGAAUGGUGUUCCUAUGAUGCAUGAAAUGGAGUUUCAGAAUCUUCAAUCGACUGAUGUUAUUGAUUUUUCGUCUUUUUAA
This is a messenger RNA of Lactuca virosa, 576 nucleotides long. Lineage: Eukaryota; Viridiplantae; Streptophyta; Magnoliopsida; Asterales; Asteraceae. The record is from the annotation of a GenBank genome assembly.